Messenger RNA from Protobothrops mucrosquamatus (brown spotted pit viper), 713 nucleotides. RefSeq names its product regulator of G-protein signaling 12-like. Gene Ontology annotation, molecular function: GTPase activator activity. The record is from RefSeq and is a predicted model, not a curated record. The annotation marks the transcript as partial. The transcript has 4 exons. Lineage: Eukaryota; Metazoa; Chordata; Lepidosauria; Squamata; Viperidae.
CUUUCCUUCAGAGCGCAGGAGAUCUUUAACAGGUAUUUAUGCAGCAAAGCUACGACGCCAGUCAACAUUGACAGCCAGGUCCAGCUGGCAGACGAUGUCCUGACCGCACCACAUCCACACAUGUUCAAAGACCAACAGCUUCAGAUUUUCAAUUUGAUGAAAUUUGACAGCUACGCCCGCUUUCUGAAGUCUCCAUUUUACCAAGAAUGCGUUUUAGCAGAAGUGGAAGGCCGUCCAGUCCCCGAUCCGCAAUGUGUCACGAGCAGCCCUACACUGAAGUCCAGCUUCGGCCCGGACACGUUCAGUGUCUCCACUCCAAGAAAGCCCCUCGUACUGCACCAGGACAGCAGCAUUCUGGAUGCUCAAAGUCUCCGCUUGGAAAGACGGACUUUAUUUCGGCUCGACCUCGUCCCUAUAAACCGAUCGGUUGGCUUAAAGGCUAAACCCACCAAGCCGGUCACAGAGGUUCUGCGUCCGGUCGUGGCGAAAUAUGGACUGAAUCUUAAUAACCUCGUGGCAAGACUAGUAAGUAAUUCGUUAAACUAUAAUAGUUUUUGGGUUUUGGGGUUUUUUUUUAGUUUCAUUGCACGGCGUUUUCUUUACGAUAAAUAAAAACGGUCUUACCUCGUUGCUUAUUAAAAGACACACUAAUCUCACCCAAAGUAAUAGGAUUAUAAAGCAGUUUCAUACUGAGUUCCUUUAUCUCUACAUGU